Spinacia oleracea (spinach) is the source of this 946-nucleotide messenger RNA. RefSeq lists its product as uncharacterized. The coding region runs from base 178 to 699 and encodes 173 amino acids. Lineage: Eukaryota; Viridiplantae; Streptophyta; Magnoliopsida; Caryophyllales; Amaranthaceae. The record is from RefSeq and is a predicted model, not a curated record. The transcript has 3 exons.
AUUUUUAAACUAUUAGGAGUUGUGGCUUCUUGUUUAAGUCUCACGUAGUCACAUCGUAUCAUAUCUAUAAAUACUCAUAUUGAUAAGCUCCACUAUGCAGUGCAACAACAAGCAUAAUUCCUUCUAAUCAUUAAAAUUAGCCGGCUAACGUCAAGGGUAGGAUAAGCAAAAGAGAAUAUGGCAGAGGUCGAACCAAAUGUAUUGGUUUUGGAGAAUCCAGAAGCUGAUUAUGAGAAGAUGAUCAAAGAGUUGGAGGCUAAGGAUGAGACAGCCGAAGUGAAUGGUGCUCGUGCUGGAAAUACUGUUGAAUUGUCCUCCCCUACUACAAACUUUACCAAGACCAAGCUAACAAAGCUUGAGGUACAUUUUUGGGCUGGCCGUACGCUCACUAGCUUUCCUGAUAUGAACAACAACACCACUUACUAUUUCAGGCAGAGUGGGACUCUUCCUCAAGGUGUCAAGUGGGGUUAUUCUUAUGCUACUGGUAAGGACUCCACUGCUCGUAAGUGGGUUGCGGCUUUUGAUUCUGCUGCCGGCAAGGCUUACUGUGAAUGCGGACCUACCGGUCCAGUGGACUGGAACGUAGUUGAAGAUAAAUUGGGUAAGUCUGGAAGUCAGACCGAGUAUGUUGACCCCAUUUUUAAAGGCAAGAUCGUGGCUAGGGUUGCUGGUAACCAACUUAUAUCAACUCUCUGGUAGAUCAUAUUCAGCUUCACUAAUCACUACUAUGUACUACGUAGUACGGAGUAUGUGUUUGCACUAGGAGCUAUCUUUCCUUUUUAAGUACUAUAUAUGUUGUUUCCCAAAUAAUACUAAUGCUACUAUAUAUGCAUCAUGCAUGCUUCUUAAUAAUUUAUGGUGUACGUGUCAUGUUUAUGCUUGUCACCAAGCAGACAAUCUACCGUCUAUAUCUAUAAAUGGAAUUAAGUGCUUUAUUUACUUGUUA